AGUGAGGAGACCGCGGCGCUCCACAAAGCGCUGAGCCGACCCGAGAAGAGGCUGCCCGGCCCCCUCCAGGCGAAAGGAAAUGAAGAGGAGGCUGAAUAAGAAAUACUUGGUUUUGAUUCUAGCAUACACAGGUCUGCUUCUGCUAAUCCCGUACGUGUUAGAUUACCGGGAUAAAUCCGUUGAGCACGCUCGGCACGGACUCCCUCAGCAGCAGCCGCGAUGCCCGGACCUGGAGAACACGGUGGCUCUCCUGUGGGGUAACGGGUACCGGGGGAACGGCAGCGAGGCGGCGGAGCCCCCCGCCAACCGCAGCCAGGCUCGGAUCCACAUCUACCUGCACGCCACCUGGAGGACCGGCUCCUCCUUCCUGGGGGAGUUGUUCAACCAGCACCCAGAUGUCUUCUACCUGUACGAGCCCAUGUGGCACAUAUGGCAGGCUCUGUACCCCGGGGACGCGGGCAGCCUGCAGGGCGCAGUGCGGGACAUGAUGAACGCCCUGUACCGCUGCGACUUCUCCGUCCUCAAACUUUACGCCGGCUCGCAGAACAUCACCACGUCGUUCAUCUUCGGCUGGAAGAUGAACAAGGUGAUCUGCUCGGAGCCGCUGUGCGACGCGCACAAGCGCCACGAAGUCGGGCUGGUGAAGGAGGACAAGUGUGCCAAGUGCCAAAAGAGGGACCUGAGGGAGCUGGAGCGCGAGUGCAAGAAGUACCCGGUGAUGGUGAUCAAAGGGGUGCGCGUUCUGGACCUGAGCACGCUCGUGCCCCUGAUGAAGGACCCCGCCAUCAACCUGCAGAUCAUCCAGCUCUUCAGGGACCCCCGGGCCGUGCACAACUCGCGGCUGAAGUCCAAGCAAGCCCUGGUGAAGGAGAGCAUCCAGGUGCUGCGGAGCAAGAAGCAGACCGACAAGUACAAGCGGCUGCUGGUGCCGAGCAACAGGGUGAACCGGGCGGAGAGCUACGUCUCCAGCGCCAUGGAGCUCAUCUGCGACAACUGGCUGGGGGACAUGAUGCUGGUGAUGAACUCGCCCCCCUGGGUGAGGAGGAACUACCUGCGGGUCCGCUACGAGGACCUGGUGCUGCACCCCAUGGAGGAGCUGCAGAGGAUGUUCCACUUCUCCAACCUGUCCAGCUUCCCAGCUCUGGAGAGGUUUGCGCUCAACAUGACCCACGGCCAGGGCUACUCUUCAGACAAACCCUUCCUGAUUUCAUCAAGGGACGCCAAGGAGGCCAUCUACGCCUGGAGGGAGCGCCUGAACAUGGAGCAGAUCCAUCAAGUGGAGGCCUACUGCAGCGAGGUGAUGAGGCAGCUGGGCUAUCAGAAAAACGGCAUGGAUAAAGCGACAUGAAGAUGGGCUCCAGAGGAACCAAGGGUCCUGGUAUACGAGGCUCAGGGCGAAAGGUGGAACAACAAAACAAGCAGCAGGAAUGCGCUCCACCAGGAGUUCUCAAGCGUCGCCUCUCGGGUUGUUUUUCCGUCAGCCGGGCUGGAUUUCUGAAC
Salarias fasciatus (jewelled blenny) is the source of this 1500-nucleotide messenger RNA. RefSeq names its product carbohydrate (N-acetylglucosamine 6-O) sulfotransferase 7 (gene chst7). The transcript is spliced from 2 exons. Bases 80 to 1348 code for a protein of 422 amino acids. Lineage: Eukaryota; Metazoa; Chordata; Actinopteri; Blenniiformes; Blenniidae. Gene Ontology annotation, biological process: N-acetylglucosamine metabolic process; carbohydrate metabolic process. Gene Ontology annotation, cellular component: Golgi membrane. The record is from RefSeq and is a predicted model, not a curated record. Gene Ontology annotation, molecular function: N-acetylglucosamine 6-O-sulfotransferase activity; chondroitin 6-sulfotransferase activity.